Molecule: messenger RNA, 2466 nt
Organism: Rhopalosiphum maidis (corn leaf aphid)
Lineage: Eukaryota; Metazoa; Arthropoda; Insecta; Hemiptera; Aphididae
Product: probable myosin light chain kinase DDB_G0279831
Exons: 8
Coding region: 522-2363 (613 amino acids)
Source: RefSeq, a predicted model, not a curated record
UAAGCGUAUAGUGUUUACUUCACUGUUUAGCUUUAGCCCGUUAUAAUUACAGAUACAGAUAAUAAAUUAGUUUAUUAUCUAAUAUCUCUAUCUAUGGUUAAUGUGGGCUAUUAAAUAUAAUAAUAUAAAUAGGAAGUUAUCUAAUAAUCUAAUACCAUGACGUAUACAUUCUUAAAACCGAAUAACCGAUGGCGAUUUAUUUUUCGAGUUUUUCUUUGGAAACAAAAUAUUUUGAUUUUUGACACUUGUGGGUACACCGUACACGGUAAUAAUGUCGUGCGUCUCGUGCCUCAUUGUUGAAUACCCGUUAGCUGUUAAACUGUACACAUGUAUAAUGGAACGCCAAAGCGGACAACAAAUCUUAGUGGAUUGCUAAUUAUAAUUUGUUUUUGUGUUGAUUUAAAUAGACGGUGAAUACAUCAUCUCUGGUGUAAAUCAGUAUUAUAUACUAUAUGUGUUGUUAUUAAUUGUUUUUUUAUUUCUUAACAAAUAAUAGUCUAAACAUCUGAGCAUCGCGAAAUAUGGAUUACAAUAGUAUUGAUGAAGAUGAUGUUGAAAAUUUAAGGCUAGCUGCUCUUAUGACAUUGAAAAAAAAAUCAUAUUCACCAUUAAAUACGGAAAAUAGAAUACAAAAGUCAGAAAAAUGUUUUUCUUGUAGUAGUUCCUAUAGUACUUCUCCUAAAAAUAAUGAAGAAUGGAUUCCUACAUCAAAUAAAUUGUUCAGUAAAUGUGUAAAUUUAAAAAAAUCAGCUCAUCCCAAUAGUAAUUUGAUUUCUAUUAUACCAUCUGAUAUUGAUUGUGAUUUUCAAAGUAAUUUAACUAAUUCUACACUUACACUUACUUCUGAGGAUAAAAAGUCAUCAAAUAUUCCAAAUUUGAACAAUGAAGUAUCUACUAAAUUCAGUAGAUUAGAACAUAAAUCUGAUUCUCUAGAAAGCGAAGAUAGUGAAUCAGAAAAAAAUGAAAAAGAAGAAUCAUCUGAUUGUGAUAUUUUAUCGUUAGGAGAAAAAGAUAAAGAUUUAGAUGAUCUCGAAAAAUUAAUGGAUAUUAUAGAGACUGAAAUUGCUUGUAAAGAUGGGGAAUCAUCUAUAAAAGAAAGUUCAAAUUUAAAAACAAAUAAUAAUUUUGUAGUAAAAAAUUCUACUGAAUUGAAUGUUGACAAAAAUGAACCUAUUCGUUUAAAUCAACCAAAGACAAUUGAAGAUUUUAAAUCACAGUUAAAUCCACUUAAAGAAGGACUUAAAUCUGUGAUUGAUUUGAAAACGAAUACAAACUCUCCAUCUCAAAGUACUUCAUUAAAAUCAUGUGUUAUUUUAAAAUCUCCAAUGGCGUCUAAUAGAAAAACAUCAAAUUCUCCUUAUAUUAAAUAUUUAAAUAGAUGUUCUACUACAGUUGAUCAUUCAAAGCUUCAAAGUAGAUCUUCAUCUCCAAGAAGGUUAUCACCAAUAAAAGAAAAAAAUAUUUCUCCAGUACAAUAUUCUCCUAAAAAAUCUCAGAAUCGUCCAUCAUCUUUAAACAAAACACAUAGUUUUGUAUCAAAAGUUACAUUGCCUAACAGAAGACAAUUAUCUCCAGUUUCGAGAAAAAGUAGAUCUCCGCUCAAAAGAAAAUCAAGAUCACCAAUUAUUAGCACUUUUAAUAAAAAAUCUUAUAGCCCAAAAAAAAAAUUGAUUAAAUCAAGACUAAUAUCUCCUACUAUUCUACGUGUUGAUAAUAAUGAUAAUUUACAGAAAACAAUUAAAGUCAAACCUGUUGAAAAACAAGUGAAAUUAAAACAAUUUGAUUCUGCUUUGGAAGCUGUAGAUGAUAAAAAAUUAUGUAUAAAAAAUACUGAUUCAGUUGAUCUGAGAACAGAAAUAAAACGACGAAGAGCUCUUCGAUUAAAUAUGAAUCAAUUGGAUGUAAAGAAAAAAUCAGAAUCAUUUUAUCCUACUCGAUUAUUACAGUCUGCAAUUAAAGAUGUAGUUGAUUCAAGUGCCAAUGAAGAAAAAAAAGAUAAAUGUUCUUACAAACCAGAAAUUAAAGUACCAACUGAAGAUCAAUAUAAUGAUUAUGAUGGAGAAUCUUAUACAAGUAUAAAGAGACUAAAAAGCAAUUUCAAAAAAGUUCCAUUACAUUCGAAAGUAACAGGUGCUCAUAAUAAUAACACGAAACUAAAAGGAUUAAAGAUGAUCAUUAGGCAAAACAUUAAUGUUACAGAUAUUGAUCAGGUAUUUGAUGUCCUAAUCAUAUGCAAUUUUUUUUUUUUUACUUUUGUCAAGUUGAUGCAUUAUUACUAUGCUAUUCCUAUUUUACAUAAUCUGUGUAUUGCAUUUAAAGGGUUUACCUUUAACCAAUUCAGAUUAAACUACAGAAUAACAUAAGUAAUUUUAAAAGUUUUUUUAAAUACCAUUAAUGAGAUUUUUAAUUUAAUAGGUAGUUAUAAGUAAAUGGUGCAUAAUAGUCAUUAAAUUCAGUACUAUUAUA